Molecule: messenger RNA, 3755 nt
Organism: Drosophila obscura
Lineage: Eukaryota; Metazoa; Arthropoda; Insecta; Diptera; Drosophilidae
Gene: OtopLa
Product: proton channel OtopLc
Exons: 13
Coding region: 719-3718 (999 amino acids)
Biological process (GO): proton transmembrane transport
Cellular component (GO): membrane
Molecular function (GO): proton channel activity
Source: RefSeq, a predicted model, not a curated record
CGAGGUGUGGGUGAGGGCAUCCGUUUCCGGUUGAGCUGCAACGCAUUUUCGGGCAGAGGCAGGCAACAAAAACAAACAACAAAAAAAGCAAACAAACGAAAGGACACAAAAAGGACACGCAAUAACAAAGCGAAACAAAGCGCAACAGACGCGAAACACACACACAACAAACGCCACCUCCCCUCCUCCGGCCGCCAAUUGGGGCGCCACCCGCCCCACUGUACUCCCCCGGCUUCCACAAAGGACUCACAGAAACCAGGACAAACGUUAUUCCUAACCAAACAAAAGAGAGACAGUGGAGAGGCGAGAGCGAGAGAGAGUACUCCACUCCUCAUGUAAGGAAGCAGAAGCCUGGAAGAGCCCCUCAAAUCGACCAAUUUGCUUAACUAAAAGUCUUGAAAAUAUCAACUGCUGCUGCAAACUGUAUGACUGAUUUAUGAACUGGGGAACAGAAACCCCCACGAAAUUAACUCCCUAAGAACUUUAUAUAGCCUUUACACCCAAAAUAAUAAACCUUAGCCACCUUUUUGGAGGAAUGAACGGCUUGCUAUCGCUAGAAGCUUCAGCUAUUUAUUGACCCAAGUAACCAAGUAGCUAGCUAACACUUGCAAUCGAUCAAUCAAUCAAUCAGCAGAUAUACACGAACGACAGAUAGAAGAGGAGCAGAUAGACAUUGAAGACAUAGAGCAGCAUCAUCAGGACCUUAGGGAGAGGAGGAAUGCAGCGGUGUCCCUACAUACAUGAGAUGCGAGAACGUUUGCUGGAUCAGCCACGGGAGACACUACAAUUGGAGAACAUGGAGCGGGCCAAUCUGCUCGACAAUCGACAGUCGGCCUCCGAAUCAAAUCAGGUCGGCACUGUGGUCAAGCUACAGGGAGAUGGCUAUCACACGAGUCCUGCACAUCAGCGCACACCGCUAGUGCCACAUGAUCUGGGCGAGGACUUCAAUUUGGAUUUCGACGAUGACUUCCCGAUCGAUGCCCGAAGACCGAAAAAUGCAAACGGCAUACUUCAACCGGUUCUGACGCGCCCACAGCCAAGGGUUUGCUACACGUUCAAGCCAAAUCCAAAUAAACACAGUUUUAUGCCAGCGAAAAUAACGGUACAGGGCACAUAUCAAACAAAUCCAAUAACGGGACCAAUCGAACUAUGGACAUCGCUAUUUAUCGUGACCAGCCUGGUGUACGCGAUCCUCCUGAUCGUCGUGUGCAUUGCAUACGUGAUCAGCGAUGUGACCACACACCGCCUGCCAGUGCUCUACUAUGAGACAUUCUUCACGUAUCUGUACGGCGUCAGCAUACUCUUCCUCCUCUACGUAUUCUGUUUCCUGCUGCAGGAGAGCUCUUGCUGCAAUGGCGGCAAUGGCAAUGGCAAUGGCAGCAAACCGAAACCCCAACCCAAGGAGAAGAAAUCGAAGAAAGCCAAGAAUGCCGAUCCAGCCGAUUCGAAGGAAGCGAAGGGCUCCAAGGACUCUGGCAAAGCAGCUGUCAAAGGCGCCGCAUAUCAGGAAGCACCCGUGGAUGCCGAGGUGGCCGUCACCCCGAAGAAUGUACGCAAGAGGAAGACCACACAUAGCGAUCCGACGCACGGCAGCUUCUUUCUGCGAGUGGGAGCCAUUGCAUUCGGUCUGGGCGCCAUGAUCUAUAUUGGACUGGAGUUUGGAUCGUUCUUUGAGAUACCCUUCGACUCGCCCUGCCAUCACAUACUGAUCGGUGUGAAUCCGCUGCUCCAGAUGAUAUUCACCUUCAUGCAAAUGUACUUUAUAUUCAUGAACGCACGGACUAGGCCACCAUUUCAGCUGAACAUCCACCGAUUCAAGGUGAUUGCCCGCUUCGGGCUGAUGCAUGUGGUGGCCACCAAUAUUUGCGUGUGGAUCCGGACGCUGGUGAAGGAGUCGCUGCUGGAGAUCACCAUCUGGCACCAGAAGAACGAGCCCGAUCCGGAGGCCUCGUCCAUAGCCCACUCGGUGCGGCAGCAUGCGCUGCGGCAUGCCGGCACCGUUCUACGCACCCAUGCCGGCCCGAACAGCGAGUUCGAGGUGCUGGACGGGGAGGAUCUGCUGCCGAAGGAUGUCUACAAGAGCGACAAUGUGCUGUCCAAGCUGGUGCGCAACACCGUCGACGGCAUCUCGAAGAGCCUGGGCAUGGGCGGGGAUGUGGCCAGCAGCACAGCGCGGAGCAUUGUCAGCAGCAGCACCACCACCCGGGCACCGUACACGACGGCCGGCUAUCAAUGGCACAGCACUACUAUGGCCCGCAAGCUGAAGAAGUUUAUCACAAGUGCCACCACAGCAGCCACCACAACGGGCGGCAGCCCCAGUACCAUUGCCAGCACCACCACCACCUUCGGCACAACCACCACCACCACCAGCCCAUUGACCACCACAACCACCGCCAUACCCAUUUCCGCCGGCGGCAGCACUGCAACGGACGCCAUCAGCAGCACGACCAGCGAAUCGACCUUCAGCGGCCUCCAGCGACUCCUCACCAGCGCUGCCCCGAGUCUGACGCCAGUCGAUGGGUCCGCCUCCUCGGCGUUGCCCGCUGCUGCCACUGGCAGCGUCUCCUCGUUCCUCAGCAGCUUUGUCGCAUCCACGCCCAGCAGCGGCAUCGGUGCCAGCACGGAGGGCCCGGUGAACAUCAUGAACAACCUGUUCGGACCCGGCAUGGAGAACAGCUUCCAGACCUACUCGGACAUAUCGCACGAGGAGUCCAGCGGCGGCCUGGUGGCCUUCGAGAAUCUGGAGAGCCUGGACAGCAUCUACCCGGCGGCGCUGUCUUCCAACAUUGGCACACUCAACUCCACCGCCUGCGGGCGCAUCGAUAUUAUGGGGACCAUUGUGUACGACUCGGCGCCGUAUCUUUAUCCGUUUAUCAUUGAGUAUUCGCUGAUCGGUGCGGUGGUUUUGUAUGUCAUGUGGAAGCACAUCGGCCGCUAUCCGGGACGGAUGAACGACGAGGAUCUGGAGCAUCGUUUGGAGGUGAUGCUAUCGCGUCGUGCCGUCGCCAUGGCGCAGCAGGCACGCUCCGGUCGCGUCGACUGCGUUGGCUCGUCGAAGGGACUGUUCUUUGGUCUGCUGCUGUUGGUCGGCGCCCUCAUUUGCCUGAUACUCUUCUUCGUCUUGGUGCGUCAUCAGCAGUUCUCGCUGUUGGCCAUUUACCUGGCCGAUGCCAGCCACUGCAUCCUCAUGGCCUUCGCCAUACUGGCCAUCAUAGUGGGCUUCAUCAGGGUGAAGAAUCUCAAGUUCCGCUGCGAGGAGCAAUCCAAUCUGAACGACAUCUUGUUGCGCAUCUCGGCCUUCGGCCUCUUCACCUACUCCGUGUUCAGCAUCAUUGCCGGCAGCAUCAAGGUGCUGGAGAGCGAGCCCAGCCUCCUGGUGACGACUACCGGCGGUGUGGCCGUCUUCCAGGUGAUCUUGCAGCUGCUCUUCAUCGCAGAUGUAUCGCGGCGUCGCGUCCACUUGCCGGAGCAUGAUCGCAGCAAGCCCGGCCGCCAGAUUGUCACCUUCCUACUCAUCUGCAACGUGGCCAUGUUCGCCAUCUACACAUUCGAAGCUCAAAAAGUAUUCGCCAAUCCUGUUCAGCUUGAGUUCUAUGGCUUUGUGCCCUGGUCCAUCAUUCAGCGCAUUACACUGCCGCUGUGCAUCUUCCAUCGGUUCCACAGUGCCGUGACACUUGCCGAGAUCUGGAAGACCACCUACAAGGCACGCCUGGAGUAAGCAGGGAGGCGGCAUGCAGGCUGCAGUCAGUCCUCCC